Molecule: messenger RNA, 2727 nt
Organism: Aspergillus steynii IBT 23096
Lineage: Eukaryota; Fungi; Ascomycota; Eurotiomycetes; Eurotiales; Aspergillaceae
Product: MRX complex nuclease subunit
Exons: 2
Coding region: 202-2571 (789 amino acids)
Biological process (GO): mitochondrial double-strand break repair via homologous recombination; mitotic intra-S DNA damage checkpoint signaling; meiotic DNA double-strand break formation
Cellular component (GO): nucleus; Mre11 complex
Molecular function (GO): 3'-5'-DNA exonuclease activity; manganese ion binding; DNA endonuclease activity
Source: RefSeq, a predicted model, not a curated record
GUUUUAUCUAGACAGAUAGCGCACUCUAUCUUCACUGUGAUGCCCCGCCGAUAACCCUGAUUACCUAGGAUUAUUCUGUCGACCUCCAGGCUCUGCCUGUUUCAGGCAGCACUCGCGCGACAUCCGCGCGGCUUGAAUUAACCUCUUUAAAUUCGGCAUUCAUUCCAAUAUUUGUCGAUCAUCAUAUUCGACAAGAUCAAAAUGCCCGAUCUAGGCGACGCGGAAACAAUCCGCAUCCUCGUCUCAACCGACAACCAUGUCGGCUACAACGAACGGGACCCCAUCCGGGGCGAUGACAGCUGGAAGAGCUUCCACGAGGUGAUGUGUCUGGCCAAAGAGAAGGAUGUGGAUAUGGUCCUCUUGGCUGGCGAUCUCUUCCAUGAGAACAAGCCCUCGCGGAAGUCCAUGUAUCAGGUCAUGCGGUCCAUCCGCAUGAACUGUCUCGGCGACAAACCGUGUGAGAUGGAGAUGCUCAGCGACGCGAGUGAAAACUUCCAAGGCGCCUUCAACCACGUCAAUUACGAGGAUCUCGACAUCAAUGUGGCGAUUCCCAUCUUCUCUAUCCACGGCAACCACGACGACCCGUCCGGCGAAGGCCACCUGGCGGCCUUGGAUUUACUACAGGUGUCGGGACUGCUGAACUACUAUGGGCGAACGCCCGAGUCAGAUAACAUCCACAUCAAGCCUGUUUUGCUUCAAAAAGGACGGACUAAACUAGCGCUCUACGGUAUGAGUAAUGUUCGGGACGAGCGAUUAUUCCGCACAUUUCGCGACGGCAAGGUCAAAUUCUACCAGCCUUCGAUUCAAAAGGAUGACUGGUUCAACUUGAUAUCCGUCCAUCAGAACCACCACGCAUACACAGAAACCAACUACCUGCCUGAAAACUUCCUCCCCGAGUUCCUGGAUCUUGUAAUCUGGGGACACGAACACGAGUGCUUGAUCAACCCCCGACUUAACCCCGAAACCAAAUUCCACGUAAUGCAGCCUGGUUCAUCAGUCGCAACAUCCUUGGUGCCUGGUGAAGCUGUGGCUAAACAUGUGGCUAUCCUCAGUGUGACGGGCCGGGAAUUCAAAUGCGAGCCUAUCCGCCUGAAAUCUGUGCGCCCGUUCGCCAUGAGGGAGAUCAUCCUCUCACAAGAAAAGGGAGCACAGAAACUAGCCCGCAAGGAAAAUAACCGCACCGAAGUGACGCGCUUUCUGAUGACGAUCGUCGAGGAACUCAUCGAAGAAGCAAAGGCAGAAUGGUUAGAAACGCAAGAAGGCAACGACGCAGACGAGGAAGAAGAGGUCCCGCUACCACUCGUGCGACUACGUGUCGAAACAUCCACACCGGAGGGCGGUAGCUUUGACUGCGAAAACCCGCAGCGAUUCUCCAACCGGUUCGUGGGCAAGGUCGCCAACGUCAACGACGUGGUGCAGUUCUACCGGAAAAAGAAAAACACCACAACCCGCACGAAAGAAGAUGAGAUCGACGAAGCCGCCGUGUCCCACCUCGCGACGCUGGACACCGUGAAAGUGGAGCAGUUAGUACGCGACUUCCUCUCCUCUCAGUCUCUCAGCAUCCUCCCACAGAACUCCUUCGGCGACGCCGUGGCCCAGUUCAUCGACAAAGACGACAAACACGCGAUGGAGAUGUUCGUCAACGAUUCGCUCGAUAGCCAGAUGAAACAUCUCAUGUCCUUGGACCGCGACUACGAGGACAUGGACGAAGCGACCGUCGAGAGCUCGCUCCAGAAGGCGAUGGAGAAGUACCGCACCCAAAUGGAAGACAUGUUCUCGCGGGGCGUCAAGAAGCGCACUCGCGGCAAGAAGCGCUUCAAGUCUAAGCCCGAUGAGUGGGACAGCGAAUUCGACGGUUCCUGGGAAGACCAGCCGGGAGCUCUCAUCCGCUCCGACAAUGAGGGCGGAGACCCCAACGCGGAGGAAGCCGGCGCAGACGGCACCGAACAACCUCCCGGCCGGGCUUCGACACGAGGCCGUGGACGAGGUCGCGGAGGCAGAGCCGCCGCAGCAACCACCAGCACUCGCAAAGCAGCCACAAGCACCAAGGCAGCAUCGACCGCGAAAAAGGCUGCACCCGCCAAAACCACGAAAGCGCGAGGCCGUCGUGCCGUUUCCGACGAAGACGAGGAUGAGGACGACAACGAUGUCAUUAUGUUGGAUGAUGACGAUGACGACGAGCCGGACGCAGCACAAGCAAUCUCUGAAGAAGACGAGGAUGACUCCCAGUCCUUAUUCGUGAAGCAACCUGCCACAAAAUCUCGAUCAAAGGCACCCGCCGCCCCAGCGAAAACAACAACCAGCCAACGGCGUACUCGGGCGGCGCCCUCCCCCGCCCCGUCUUCGAACACGGUAGGAGGCACUGCGUCCCGCCGGGGUAAUACAGGCGCAAGAGGCCGACAGACUCAGACCACGCUGAGCUUCACCGGCUCUCAAGCCAGUGCGGGUGCUAGUCAGUCGAAACGGCCCACCCGCACAACUCGACAGAGAGAUGUCAGUGUGGUGAGCGAGGAUAUCGAUGACAGUGACGAUGCCUUUGAGCCUAUGCCUAGCUCUAAUAGGCGUAGGUAGGCAUCGAAGUCACAGUGGCAUCAGAUCGAGGUGGAAAUUUAAGCAUUGAAUUAUGAUGUCGGAUCAGAUUGCUCAUUUACUUUGCAUUUUCGGCGUUCCAUGUAAGCAAAGGAAUUAUCUCAGAAGGUUUUAGCGUGAAAUAAAAAGUCUCCCAAU